AAAAAUGAGCAGCGACACUCGAGAGAGAAACUCUUUGAAAACACCUAGUCUUCAUGAAACCAUUUCUGAAGUUGCACCUAACUCAGACUCAAUAUGGUCUAAGAAGAAGAUAUACAGAAGCUGGUUGUUGUUAUGUUAUGCUACUGGGCCAGUUGCAUCAAUGUCUAGAACUUACGUUCCGGCUGCCAUUCAAUCCAUUGCUACCUUGGUAGGUAGAACCAGUCAAGGUGGUGUCUGUGCUCGUAGGGGAAAUGACUGCUACGUGAAGUUUGGGACCAGCUGGGUCCAUUCCACAUCUUAUGUGCUCUACUUAAAAGCUAUUUCUACUGCCGUGGAGGGAGUUAUAGCCAUUCUUUUUAUGGGAAUAGCUGAUUAUUCCAAUUACAGAAAAAUUCUUUUGUGUGGUUCUAUUUUGUUCUACGGAUUGAUUGCAUUGCCAUUUGCAGGUUUGACUGACAAGACCUAUGCGACUAUGACAGGUUUGUCGGUCCUCUAUGCUCUUCUCAAUGUUACAGACUGUGUCUACCAAAUAACUGAAGGUUCUUACAUUCCAUUGUUCAUGAGAGCAAGUUCCCCCAAAGGGGAAACUUCGGAAGAGGUCAGAAGAAACAUCAUCUUAAAGAGAGGUUCGACUGUAAGCGUGAUGGGAAUAGUUUUGGGAAACUGUGGUGGUUUGACUGCGUUGUUAAUAGGAAUCAUCAUCUCGUAUGGGAGGGGUGGUCCAAUUGCCAAUGGUUACCAUAAUUUCCUACUUGCAAUCACUAUAGCAGGGUGUUUGACAGUAGUGUUUUCUAUUAUUUCUGCUUAUUUUAUUCCUAGCGUCCAGGCUAAACCAAAGCCGAAAGGCGAGUUCCUAUUAUUCUUAAGUAUCAAAAGGUGUAUAUCCUUGUUGAAGAACAUCACCAAAUAUCCACAGGCAUUCAUAUACUGUAUUUCCUGGGUGAUCUGGAAUGUGAGCUAUUCCAACUUUUUGAGUGUGUUUGUUUUACUUUUCAGGUCUACCUUGGGAAUUGGUAGUAGUGAUGCGGAAUAUACUGUGUACACAUUUAUAUCUUACAUUGUGGCAAGCUUGGGGUCUUUAGGGUGGAUGUUCCUUUAUCCUAGAACGAAAAUUACUAUAAAACAGUGGGGGUAUGGAUUUUUUUUUGUUCAGGUAUUCAGUAAUUUCUGGGGAACUCUAGGGAUCAACUCUAAGGUGAAGAUUGGAUUCAAACAUAGAUGGGAAUUUUGGGUUUUCGAAGUUCUUUUUAAUGCUAGUGGGUCUUCAUUGAGGAGUAUGAACAGAGCUGUUUAUAGCACAUUGCUACCAGAAGGAGAUGAAGCCCAGUACUUUGGACUAGAAAUUAUGCUCGGGAUCGCAACCGGCUGGAUUGGCAGUUUGGUUAAUGCCACUAUUCAGGAUAGAACCAAUAAUGACCGGUUUCCCUUCUUACCUAAUAUGUUUCUUGCGUUGAUCGCCCUUGGAUUGUAUUCUAUCUGUGACACAGAAAAAGGAAUGAGAGAUGUGGAAAAGUUAGUUGACGGAGAUUCUGGAUCUGGUUACGAUUCAAUUGAAAGUUCAAAAUGAAGAUGCGUACAAAACAUAUAAUCACAAAUACACAAGGUUGAUAGCUAAAUCAAGGCAGCCAACGUAAUAAUGGCCACACCAGUAUAAUAAAAGUGGGCGUUGUUCAUCCCGUCUAUGAGGUUGGCAUAACUACUAGAAACUGAAAUACUGGAUGUAGAACUAGCUACCCUUGAGGAGCCCCCAGAAGUACUCGACGGGUUAGUAGAAGUUACUGGAGCGGCAAUCAGCUCUGAAAUCUCAGCUUCUUAAGAUGAAGCGAAACUAGAACCAGAGCCAAUAGCAGAUCUGCCUCCGGUAAUAGUGGUCUCUGCACUAUUAGUUGAAGAAGAUUAUGUUCCAGA
This is a messenger RNA of Yamadazyma tenuis ATCC 10573, 1908 nucleotides long. The record is from RefSeq and is a predicted model, not a curated record. Lineage: Eukaryota; Fungi; Ascomycota; Pichiomycetes; Serinales; Debaryomycetaceae.